Lathyrus oleraceus (garden pea) is the source of this 669-nucleotide messenger RNA. RefSeq lists its product as uncharacterized. Bases 1 to 669 code for a protein of 222 amino acids. The transcript is spliced from 3 exons. NCBI's taxonomy places the organism in Eukaryota, Viridiplantae, Streptophyta, Magnoliopsida, Fabales, Fabaceae. The record is from RefSeq and is a predicted model, not a curated record.
AUGAUUCAAGAGGUUAGAUUAAUGAAAACUGUGACUGGAUUUGGCAAGUGUUAUGAAAUGCUUGUUAAAGAAUUUAUUGUGAACAUCUCUAAGGAAUGUGAUAACAAGAGGAGAAAGGAGUUUAGAAAAUUAGAGAUUACUGCUAAACAAGUAAAGGAAUGGCCUAGGAAAUGGAAGUUGUCCGCAAGGACCAAGUCAAGUUUUGAUUUUGAGUCCUAUAUCUUUGAUCAGACUAUGAAACAUGUUGCCUCUUAUGCUGUGAAGAUUCCAAUUGCUUUUCUCUCAUUAAUAUGUGGUGUUAUUCUGAGUCAACACCCAAGUAUCUUAAUAAGUUCUGAUAGUGUCUGCAAAAUAGACCCUCCUCUCUCAUUACAUUAUAGGAUGUUCACUAGGAAACAUGUUCCAUACAUUGUCAUGACAUCUGGACUAAAAUCUUCUAGGCCUACUACUAGAACAUGCAUCCUUGCUGAGGUAAAAGAUACUUGCAAGACCUUAGAUGAAACUAUUAAAAGUUGCACUAAGAGGAAAAGCAAGCUUGAAAUUUUGAUAAAGGCAUUGUUUGAAGAAGAAGGAAUUUUGAAAGGUGAUGAAACAGGUGAAGAGGAUGCAAAUGAAGAAAGUUCUGAUGCAAGUGAUGAUAAAGACACUACUAACAGUGAUGAGGACUGA